This is a messenger RNA of Cydia strobilella, 1746 nucleotides long. RefSeq names its product conserved oligomeric Golgi complex subunit 4 (gene Cog4). The transcript has 12 exons. Lineage: Eukaryota; Metazoa; Arthropoda; Insecta; Lepidoptera; Tortricidae. The record is from RefSeq and is a predicted model, not a curated record. The coding region runs from base 1 to 1746 and encodes 581 amino acids.
AUGUCCGCCGCGCAGGCCACGCUGCGCGACCAGCUCGUACGCAAAUUUGAAGAAGCGGCACGCAAGGACGACGAAGCGGCCGUGGAGCGUCUCUUCAAGUUGUUCCCUCAGAUCGGCCGAGCUGACGAGGGAGUGGACCUGCUGGCCAGAUAUCUCGCUAAUAAGUCGGAAGGCGCUAUCCGUCGCGCCUGCACCGUACCGGAUCCGACGUCCGACGCGGCAGUAUUCGCGGACGCUUUUACACGUCUGCUUGAAGCCGGAGGGCGGAACGUGGAUCGAGCACGCUUAUUGGCAGCUUCAAGUGCACCUGGCCGGUUGCCGCGGGCGCUGGCGCUCAUACAACCAGUGAUUUGCGCAGGCGGCCGCCGCGUAUACCACGAAUUGGUGGCAGCGCGACUCUCAAACGCCCGUCGUUCUGCGCUUCACGCUGAACCAGUUUUAGCCGAGCUAGCACUCGCACAUUCUACUAUACAUCUGUAUUUCACGUUCGUCAGGAGAAGAGCCGAGGCGGACGCAUCAACAGUGGAUGAAGAAACGAAGAAAUCAUGUUUUGUGGCCACAGAGAAGAUUAUCGCAGAAUGCGAUCUCACAAGGACCGCUCAGGACUUGUUGGGACAUUAUCUGGCUUUAGAAAGAUUUUUCUUAGAGGAGAGCGUUAGCAAAGCGCUCAAGAUGGCGGCACCACAAGUCGGGGCAACCAGUUCGAGUCUGGUUGACGAUGUCUUCUUCAUUGCCAGGAAAGUUAUCCGCCGCAGCAUUUCAACGGGCAGCGUGGACGGCGCGUGCGCAGUGCUGAACGAGGUGUCCGCCUUGUUAGAGCGGGACGCAGCGGCCGCGCUGCGCCGGUGGCUGCGCGCGCCGCCCCCCUCCCCGCUGCCCCUCCCGCUCCCCCACCCCCGCCCCGCGCCCGGCCCCGGCGUCGCCCCCGACGCGGCCAGGCACAGGGAGGUGGAUGCCCAGGCGCACCUGUAUGUGGCACACCUAAACGAAGCCGAAUCCGGCGCCGAAUGGUCCAUGCGCCUCGCCACAGAAGCUUGCACACUAGCAGAGCCCCUUCUCAGUACCGGUGGGCGCGACAAGCUGGUGUCGUGCGCUGAGAGUCUCGCUACUGCCGCGGCCGCUUUUAAGGCCGCUAGGGACUUGGGGCUAGAAGGGAUAACGGCUGCGUUAAAGCAUAAGGUUACUAAGUGGGCUGACGCGGUUGCUGAUCCAGAUGGAGAUAGCAUGGAAGACGAUGCCGACGCGCUGCCUUCAGCGUUGGACACUUUAGCUGAAGCCAGCAAAGCGCAGCUGUCAGCCGCCGCGGCCAACCAGCUGCUGACCACUAUAGUGCAAGACUUGGCUACGAGAGCAGAGGAGAGGUUGCUGGUGCAUCAUUAUGAUCAGGACGCAGCAACCGAUGCAGGCGAGUACGACGAGAAGAACGCUUACAAGGAUGUUAUUGACUAUUGUGUGCUCGCUCUUGUCUGUCGCAUCAUUCGAUCCAGCCGCAUUCUGGUGUUGGACACAGCGCUGGACAGCAAAGCCCAGCUCUCAGCAGCCAACGUGCUGUUAACUACUACAUAUAGUGCAAGACUUGGCUACGAGAGCAGAGGAGCGGUUGCUGUGUUGGACACAGCGCUGGACAGCAAAGCCCAGCUCUCAGCAGCCAACGUGCCGUUAACUACUAUAGUGCAAGACUUAGCUACGAGGGCAGAGGAGCGGUUGCUGGUGCAUCAUUAUGAUCAGAUAACAUAUAUAACUUAG